UUCGAUUUCCAGUCUGGAUUAGGCUAUAUAUCAAUCCAGAAAUGCAAAUCGAAUGCAAAUACGGUACAUGCAGCUCCGAGACGCUUCACGGGGAAAAUACGUUCAUCGAUUGUGAGACUACUCAACAUGGGAGUCCAAGGACUGAAGCGCUACAUUGAGAAUAACAACAGAAAUUUUUUGAGGGACCAUCCAUUCAGAGGCAGUAAACUAAUAAUUGAUGGAUGUAACUUUUACUAUAGCUUGUACUUUCAGUGUAAAUUGGAUCAGAUGCAUGGAGGAGAUUAUGACGCCUUUGAAGAAAUUAUCAAACAAUUUUUCGAGAACCUCACAGCCUGUGACAUUAGCCCUUUUGUUGUACUUGAUGGUGGGGCCGAUCACACUAACAAAAAAUUUGACACUCUCAUGGAACGAAGUAAGGACAAAAUACAACAAGCCUAUGACCUGUCUAUGGGAUCAAAAGACUCAGUCCUCCCUAUUCUCAUUAAAGAUGUGUUCAGACAGGUCCUUCAUAAACUAAAGGUACCACUUGUUGAGUGCCUUCAAGAGGCCGAUUGGGAGAUUGCUGCUUUGGCUAAAGAGUGGAAUUGUCCAAUUCUCUCCAAUGACAGUGAUUUUUAUAUAUUCAACCUCGAGGCUGGAGUCUUGCCAAUCACAUAUUUUCAUUGGAGAGAAGUAGAAGUGGACAGCCAGUCAAACAAAAAAUUCAUCCCAACCAAAUAUUUUUCCGUGGAAAAUGUAUGUGCAUCUUUUAACCAUAUGAACAAGGAUCUUCUCCCACUCGUCGCCCCCAUUUUAGGCAAUGAUUAUACGAAGCUGCAAAAUAUCAGAAAUCUGAGUUGGGAGCAGCACUCAGUACAAGAUUGGAAGUUUGCCCGUAUUGAUGGCUUGCUUCACUGGUUAUCCAAGUUUGCAGGUCCAGAAGAGGCCAUAGUUGAUUUGCUUAAGCUAACUACAGACAAAGAAAAGGACUUUGUCGGUAAAGCACUGUUUGAGGCCAUCAAGGAGUAUAAGCUAAUCUCCGGUUCUCUUGCCCAGUUCUUCAUCUCAAAGAAAGUUCCACAAACAUCCGGUCCACUGCGAGUCCUACCUAACUGGACCCUGUGUCCCCUGCUUGAAGGAAGAAUGAGCUCCUCCAUUAUUGAUGUUCUGGUAUUGCAAAGGAACAUUAUGAGACCCCAGGUUGAAGAUUUUGAGCUCCCCAGUAGCAAUGAAACCUCUCAUGCCAUACGACAAGUGCUUUAUGGUUUACUCUUGUUGGGAGAACAGCAAACAGAAGACAAACUCAUGGCAGCUGAUAAAGAGUCUACUGGCACAAGCAAGUGUUAUGUAGAGGAGUACGACAGGAAAAAAUUAAGACUAACCUGUUCAAAAGUUGAAGUCAUAGAGACGAGGGUAAAUGCAGGACUUCGACUGGAAACAUUAUGGAAGGAACCACACAACGUGCGGCUUCAGGUUCUCUUGGACACUUUGGGUGUGCCGAUUGAUAAAUUAAAAGCAAUCCCCCUUGAUCUCCAGCUGCAAGUGUUUGUGACACACUACUGGAUGGCAAACGCACAACCUCAGCCGAGCCAAGUGCAUCUUUGGAGCCUGCUAUUGGGCAUGGUCUAUGGAAAGCUCUGCAGUUUACCCAACAAACAAAAAGACACGCUGUUGAGCCUCAAAAAAAUGCAAAUUCACCAGGAAAGCAUCCCUUUGGACCACGAAGUAGCUCAUCUAUACAGCCAGUGGCAAUCCUGCCUAUUAUGGAGUCUCCAUCUCAAUCGUUUACUGUGUAAUCCACUACAAGAACCAGAGUGUGCAAGCCUGUACCGUGGAACACUGGUGCACAAGACUGUUCGAGAGCUCAGCAGAGGCAUCACUCCAGAUACUCUGCUGGUGAGCGGUUCCUAUGCUGAGCAGCUGUUCAGACAGUUGAAGGAUGCAGUGCUGAGCUUGAUGGAUAAGGAUGGCAUUUUGAAAAUGAGUAACAGGAAUGGGCACAGAACUGCUGGCAAAACUCCUAAUGGCUACAGACAUCAAAAUAAGCCCAUUGACGAACUGAGCAGCUUGUAUGAACAUUUAAUGCAUGAGGAUAUUGAGGAUGAUGAUGAUCUUAAUGGAAAAGGCAGGAGUAAGGCGAAGACCGAGAUGCUUGAAUGUCCUUUUACCAUCCGUACCAGACACAAGUCCAAAUCACGCAAUGAUACUUAUCCCUCUAAGAAAUACGAGAGGAGAUGCUUUGAAUAUAUUGCUUAGAUAUCUC
Molecule: messenger RNA, 2242 nt
Organism: Xyrauchen texanus (razorback sucker)
Lineage: Eukaryota; Metazoa; Chordata; Actinopteri; Cypriniformes; Catostomidae
Gene: aste1a
Product: asteroid homolog 1a
Exons: 5
Coding region: 127-2235 (702 amino acids)
Source: RefSeq, a predicted model, not a curated record